AUUAGCAAAAUGAAAUUAAAGCGCUUCUGUCUCAGAUAUUACCCACCAGGUUUUAUUAUAGAAUAUGAAAAAGAAGGACAGCUAAGGACAAAGUCAAUAGACCUACUGGAAUUAUCAACAGAGACAGAUCCAGAUGAAUUGGUGAAAGAGAUUGUAAAGUCAGAGCCUUUGAUCACAGAGCACUGGACAGAUGAGGUUAAGGAAAUUAUCGUCCGCCUUCAACAGAAGAAAACUCAGCAAACCCACCACAAGUUCUGCUUUGUCAAGGUUCUUAGCUCACACUUACUACCACUCACAAAUGUUGCUUUUAACAAGUCUGGAUCAAAGUUCAUAACAGGGAGCUAUGACAGAACAUGUAGAGUAUGGGACACAGUAUCUGGCACAUGUCUUCUGACACUUGAGUCUCAUCAAAGUGUGGUGUAUGCCAUUGCCUUCAACAAUCCUUUUGGUGACAAGAUUGCCACUAGCUCUUUUGACAAAACAUGCAAAUUGUGGUGUGCUGAGACCGGCAAGUGUUUCCAUACAUUUAGAGGACACACAGCAGAAAUUAUUUGCCUAGCAUUCAACCCUCAGAGUACAUUAGUGGCAACAGGCAGCAUGGAUACUACUGCCAAACUGUGGGAUGUGGAGAGUGGGGAGGAGGUGGCUACGCUAUCCGGUCAUAAAAAUGAGGUCCUGUGUGUAUGCUUUAACACAGUGGGAAACCAGCUCAUCACUGGCUCCUUUGACCACACAAUGGUUAUAUGGGAUGUUCCUUCUGGAAGGCUUGUUCACACUCUGCGCGGUCAUCUCGGGGAGAUAAGCAAUGUGCAGUUUAACUGGGAUUGCUCACUUAUUGUUUCAGCUUCUAUGGACCAUACCUGCAAGGCCUGGUUGUCUUUGCAGCUGUGGGAUACAUCCAGUGGGAACUGUGUGGCCACACUGGAAGGGCACAAAGAGGAGCUGCUGGAUGCAUGCUUUGAUUUGACUGGACAGCUGAUAGCUACAGCCUCUGCAGAUUGCACAGCACAAGUGUUCAGUGCAGUAACACAUGAACAUCUAUUAACCCUGAAGGGCCAUGAGGGUGAGAUCUCCAAGCUGUGCUUCAACCCCCAAAGCACACGACUGCUGACUGCCAGCUCUGAUCGGACAGCACGUUUAUGGGACAUCAAGACCGGAGAGUGUCUGCAAGUAUUAAGUGGUCACACUGAUGAGAUAUUCUCCUGUGCUUUCAACUAUGAGGGAGACACCAUUAUUACCGGUAGCAAGGAUAACACGUGUCGCAUCUGGUACUAGUCUCUCAUCCAACCACUGAAAGAGCAUAAAAUGUCAAAUGC
This is a messenger RNA of Periophthalmus magnuspinnatus, 1316 nucleotides long. RefSeq names its product dynein assembly factor with WDR repeat domains 1 (gene daw1). The transcript has 13 exons. Bases 10 to 1275 code for a protein of 421 amino acids. Lineage: Eukaryota; Metazoa; Chordata; Actinopteri; Gobiiformes; Gobiidae. The record is from RefSeq and is a predicted model, not a curated record. Gene Ontology annotation, molecular function: protein binding.